AAUAUUAAAAAUGAUUGAGGAAAAAUUACAAAAUGGAGAGAUUAUUGCAGAUAAUUCAACACCAACAAUAAAUUAUCAACAGCAACAACCAGGCACUUCCUCCAAUUCAUUUGAAGAUGGAAAUAUACCUUCAAAUCAACUUAAAACUACACCUUCGUUUAAAUCAGUUUAUGAUGAGGAUAUUGAUGAUAUAGAAGCCCCUUUACGUUGUGGUGUAGGGUCUUGCACCCCUGACUGGCUUCAAAAAUUACAUACGGCUAAAUGGCUUUUAUUAUUUCUUGGAAUAUGUGCAUUUAACCAGUCCUUUGUUAUUAAUGCUAUUUUCCCUGUGGAUCUUUCUACCUUAGAAAAACGUUUUCAUAUGACUAGUACUCAAACUGGUAUAAUAUCUAGUUGGUAUGAUUUGGCUGUCCUUCUUGUUGUAUUUCCUGUUUGCCAUUGGGGAAAUAUUGGCCAUAAAGGCCGUUGGAUUGGAAUAGGCUCUUUAAUUAUGGGUUUUGGCUCUUUUAUUUCUGCAAUGCCUCAUUUUAUUUCCUCUCCAUGGCCUAUUGAUAAUUUAAAUUCUAGUGAUUAUGGACAGUGUACUAACAGGGUUGAACUAAACGAACACUGUGAAAGUAGAAGAAGAGGAUUAUUAGAUGCCUGGUAUAUGAACCCUUAUUUCCUCAUAUUUUUGCUUGGCCAAACAUUCCACGGAUUUGGAGCUACACCUUUAUUCUCCCUCGGAACGGCUUAUCUGGACGAAAAUGUUUCACAAAAAUCAUCGCCUGUUUACCUUGCCAUUCACUCAAUGUUAACAAGCAUUGGCCCAAUUUUUGGUUUAUUUAUUGGUGGCAGACUUUUACAAGUUUAUGAAGACUUUGAUAGAGUAGAUUUAAGCACUGUGCCAAUGAAAAACUCUCGUGAUCCCCGCUGGGUAGGUGCUUGGUGGGUAGGCUUUCUUUGUUGUGCUAUUGCUUCAGGAUUUAUUUCAAUACCUAUAAUGUUGUUUGCCAGGGAAUUGCCUGAGGCAAAGAAACAUAGAUUAAAGGAUGUUAACCAGGUUCAUGCAAACUCUCAAAUGGACACAAAUGAUCACCUUUUAAAAGAAAAAAAGAAUUUUUCUCAACUUAUGAAAGGAUGCUUGAAUAUCCUUCGGAACCCAACAUUUGUUGCUGUAAUGGCAAUUGGCAACUUUGAAGCAAUCAUUUUAAAUGGGUUUUCUGCCUUUAUGCCUAAAAUAUUAGAAACGAUACUUUCAACAACACCAACUAUUGGGUCCUAUCUUUCAUCUGUUGUUAUAUUUGCUGCAGCAGGUGGUGUAAUGAUUGGAGGAAUGGUUGUUAGGCAAAUGAAUUUACAAGUUGGUGGAAUGUUGAAAAUGAUUUUAAUUUGCCAUCUUGUAGCCCUAGUUUUAAUCACUUGCCUUUUGGUUCAAUGCCCUUCGAGAGAAUUUGUUGGGAUUACACUUGGCUAUGAUAGACAGAAACCAAAGCCAGGAGUUACUCCUUCCUUAAUUGCUCAGUGUAAUUCUCAAUGUCAUUGCACUAAUAAAUGGAACCCUGUUUGCGACAAAAGUACAGGUCUAACAUACUUUUCUGCAUGUUAUGCUGGUUGUGAAUAUAAAGAAGAGAUUCAUUCUUUGGGAACAGUCUGGAGGAAUUGCCAUUGUAUUGCUGAUAUUAACAGACCUUUAAUAACCACAACAACCCCAAGAAAUAUUACUACUAGCUUUAAUUUAACUGAAAAUCCUUUUUCGGAUUCAAGUCCUUCAAUGGCUAGCGGGUUUUGUACCAAAGAUUGUGGAUGGUCUUUAUAUUUGUUUUUGGUACUUUUAUUCUUUUCUGUUGUGGCUAGUUUUGCGGCUGGUAUUCCUAAUCAACAGAUCAUGCUUCGAGUUAUCCCCUUCCAUCAAAGAACUCUUGGUAUUGCUGUUAAUUGGACAUUCCACAGACUUUUGGGUUUUAUACCUGGAGGUAUACUUUUCGGUUUUAUGAUAGACACUACCUGUCAGAAAUGGCAACAUUCUGAUUGUGGAACAAGGCAGUCCUGUUUGGUACAUGAUCAAUACAGACUAGCAUGGACUAUAAUGGCUGUAGCUGUUGUUUGCAAAUUAAUGGCUGUAUUAGCAACGAUUAUUGGUUAUGUUACUUACAGGCCAAAUGACCUCGACAGGCAAAAUAUUUAUCAAUUUUUAUAUUUUAAAUUAAAAUUCUGAUUUUUUAGUGCAAUGUCUGUACAAACAACAGAUUCUAGAGGUCCCCUCUCUUUGGUGGUUAACGAUGACAGGCCAAAACAAGCAUCUUUACACACAACAGCCCUUUCUAC
This is a messenger RNA of Meloidogyne enterolobii, 2307 nucleotides long. Lineage: Eukaryota; Metazoa; Nematoda; Chromadorea; Rhabditida; Meloidogynidae. The record is from the annotation of a GenBank genome assembly.